This is a messenger RNA of Podarcis raffonei (Aeolian wall lizard), 1711 nucleotides long. RefSeq names its product MIS12 kinetochore complex component (gene MIS12). Gene Ontology annotation, cellular component: chromosome, centromeric region; nucleus. The record is from RefSeq and is a predicted model, not a curated record. Lineage: Eukaryota; Metazoa; Chordata; Lepidosauria; Squamata; Lacertidae. Gene Ontology annotation, biological process: mitotic cell cycle; protein localization to kinetochore; mitotic sister chromatid segregation. Bases 204 to 821 code for a protein of 205 amino acids. The transcript is spliced from 2 exons.
CGAGGAGGUGAAAGGCUAAAAAGUGGCGGGAAGCAGAGGGGCUUCCAGGUCGGUGCUGCACCGGAGAGGCUGCCGUGGUUGUGGGUUCGAAUCCCCGCUUGGAAAGGUAAAAAGACCUGAACUCGGGUCAGGAGCUCCAGAUCUCGAAACGGGAACUUGCCCCAACUGUCUGACUUCCAUGCUGUGUAGCUAGUUUUGCAAAAAUGUCGGUAAAUCCCAUGGCCUAUGAGGCCCAGUUCUUUGGCUUUACUCCUCAAACGUUCAUGUUGCGAAUAUAUGUAGCCUUCCAGGACCACCUUGCUCACAUAAUGCUUGUGGUGGAGGACACGAUUCUGAAUAAAUUGGAGUGCAUCCGUCCCAAUAAGCUCACGCCUUCCCUAAUCCGGAGGAGCACAGAGCAGUUCUUCUCUUUAAUGAAGAAGAUUUUCAACAACCUCUUUGGCAAAAUGGAAGACACCCUUCUGAAAACAGUGUUGAGCAUCCCCCCAAAUGUUUUGCUUCCGGAAGACAAAGGCCAAGAGGAAUUCCACUACACUCCAGAACAGUUUCAGGAGCUCCAGGAUGAGAUUGACCAGCUGGAACGACAACUCAAGGCCGAAAGCGCAGCUGAACAGGCUCUUCUAGCGGAGCUAGAAGAGCAAAAGAUUGUCCAAGCGCACCUUGAAGGGAUCCUCCAGUGGUUUGAUGGCCUUGAAAACGUAGGCAGAGAAGAGGGGGUCGGCAACCUGAAAGAAAGCUUUUCCGCCUUGACAAAAACAACUGUCAAACUCCAGAGUGUCGUGCGGGAGGUGGAAGAGAAAAUGAACAAGCUGAAGAAGUGAUUGUGUAAAGGUGGGGAUGGAGAACCAUCAAAUGUUCUUGAACUCUAUCACUCCCAUCAGACCCAGCAUAGCCAAUGGUCUGGUGGAGCUUGUAGUCCGGCCACAUGUUCCUCACCCCUAGUGGCAAAUAAAAUGGGAUCCAUUGGAUCAGUGUUGCUGUUCCGCCUUAAAAGUAUGGCAAGAAGCUUUUUGCAUCUGGAGAUGGCCUCGUGGUCCCACUCGCUAGCUGUUGGUCAAAACUGGGCAGCUACUCUCUUGUGACACAUCUAUUCUCACCCACACACCUUUAAUGAAGAGCUCUGCGAUAGGAGCAACCCUGCCAUGGACACUACUCCCCAAUAUAUUGCAGGACCUCUUCUGGGGAGGAAUUGCUCCUUCAGGCAGCUGGAAUCUACAGGGUGGCCCAAAAGUAGCUAUACUGCUUUAGAAUCCACUUUUUUUCUUCUUGACUGUUCUUUGAUUCAGCUGUAUACCUACUUCUGUAGAUCAACUUUUGGGCCACCUUGUAUGUAUGCAGAACUAUAUAAUUACACUCUUAACUCUGAAACUUUUAAGAAUGGGCACAUUUUUCUUUGUCUUUCCGACCCCUGCCCUCAUAGUUUAUCAUUUUACCUUGUUAUUUAUAAGCUGCUGCUUGGCUAGCGCAGGGUAAAAAUGUUUUCAGCUCUUAGCUGCGCCAAUACCUUUAUUUAGUUUCUCAAGUGUGCUUAUCGACAAUGUGCCUUCAAGUGAUGUGUGUUUUCCAGCAAUGCUUUGAACUGGAAAAUUAUUAAACUUGCAUUGCAAAAUUUCCAGCUUUAAAUGUAAAUAUUCCCUAGAGUAAGGUGUUUCAGGGGGUUUGGUUGGUUUACCAAAUACACAUAAAUAAACGCAUCACUUUGAAACAGCCA